AUGUCUGAACAAAGUCGUCACGAAAGACCCAAACUACCCAAGUUCGAACCCCUUCCUCCCACGAACCCGCUCAAUAGGUUGAUCAAUUUCAUACUGGCACCGCUAUUCUAUCUUCUCUUCACCACGAUUGCGAGUAUCAUCAUAGUUCCGAUUUACGUCAUCGUUGACAACUUCAAGCACGGCCGUAACCAGCACGGUGGACAGCGUGUGCCGCCGCGAGACAACCAAAGCUAUCCCGGACAACCAGAUCAAUCGAACAAAGCGUCUGCGUUCCUGCGUUCUUUCGGCGAUAGCUAUGGCAAACCUUCUAGUCGGAAGAGGGCCGGUUGA
Molecule: messenger RNA, 330 nt
Organism: Exophiala oligosperma
Lineage: Eukaryota; Fungi; Ascomycota; Eurotiomycetes; Chaetothyriales; Herpotrichiellaceae
Exons: 1
Coding region: 1-330 (109 amino acids)
Source: RefSeq, a predicted model, not a curated record